Messenger RNA from Closterium sp. Yama58-4, 438 nucleotides. NCBI's taxonomy places the organism in Eukaryota, Viridiplantae, Streptophyta, Zygnematophyceae, Desmidiales, Closteriaceae. The record is from the annotation of a GenBank genome assembly.
AUGUCGCCCAGCGAGGCUGUAGGCCGGUUGGGGUUCAGCAUGCGCAGGGCACGUCGGAGGGCCGAGGACACCACUUCUCCCUGCUCCAGAGAGCGAACCCUUUUGCUGUUGCUACUCUGUUGCCCGAGGUCGGCCGACCCUGACCGGAUGGCGUCACCCAAACCCCUAGCAGCCGCUCCGCUUCAUCCGCUCCAGCCCAUUCGAAGCUUCCUGUCCCCACUGCUCCAAUAUUGGCUCCCAACGGAUCAGUGUUGUAUCGUCAGCAUAACCAAGAUAGCCAAGCUGGUGCCCGUCCUUCUCCAGCCCGAGCCCCUUCCUUUCCACCUCCAAGGCCAACGGCUCCACUGCACACAGGAAGAGACCCUUUACCCAACCAACAAAUCGCUCCGAAAACCCCAUGGAUCCCAACACCUGGAACAGGAAGUCCCUGGAGACUGA